UGUUUAUAAACAAAAGUUGCUAAGUCGAUAUUGACAUAUUGACAGGUUAAAAUUUUAUCAUCCUUUCGUUGUAUUUGCUGCAUUUAAUAAGAAAGCACGAUUUUACUUGAGCCAUGGAGGGUGAAACAGCCAUAGAAAGAUCAAUAAGAGAGUUUGUAUAUACAAAGAUACAAGAACAGGUAUUCCUAGAUGUUUCCAAGAGCAACACAAUCACAGUGAAGCAUCGGUCAAAGCAUGGAUCAACUGCUUUAGCUAUGUUUUGGUUGCGGGUAUUAAGACAUAAGAAUAAUUAUCCGAUGCCGAAAUUUCCAUACAAGCAAUUGUAUGAUAAGCAUGGCAAUGAUAAGGUAAUAUUGAAAGUUGACAGUGUUACCCUUACAACAUUUAUGAGCACAGGUACUUUGAUGAUUCAAGGACAUUUUGUUCUGGAAUGGUUUAUAAACACAUUUCCUAGUAUACUGUCAGCAUAUGAUGCUCCAAUCAAAGAUCCACAGCGUCUGAGUACAUGUUAUUCCCAGUAUACUGAAAGUUGGAAACAGUUGAUGGACGAUGAUACACUGAAGAAAGCAUCAGAAGAAAAAGAAGUACGAGAGAGAGAAGAUAAUGCUAUUAAAGUCGCUGAUGAUUUAGAUACAGUUCUGGAUACAGUUAACACAGAGGUGGCAAAGUUUGAUAUUGAAAAUACUACAGUUACAGAGACAGAAACAUCUACAUUGAGGGAGAGGUUGAAGAUAGCAGAAGAUUCCAUGGCCGACCAGUUGGCAACUGAGCUUAAACUUAUCUCUCUAGAUGUAUGGUCAGGAGAUACAUUAACGGCACAGCUUGAUAAUCUACGCACCGGCAGUGUACGGGAUGGUUCUACAUUUAUCUACACACUCUGGAAAUCUGUACUACACCACUGGUUCAGUGAUCCUGACCGUAAAGUUUACAUUGUUACGCCAUUUCUCGAUUCCUCCCGACUUGUUGACGUCUGCAACAUCAUCCUUGAGCAUCGUCUUGAGGCUAACCUUGACGCGUUUUAUGUGCGUCAGAAAUGUGACCAUAAUAGGGAUAUAUUUGAAGUGAAGCAAAAUGCAUUAGAAAAGUAUGACGUCAAGGACCAGGUUUUUAUAGAAUACAAAAUAUUCAACAAUAUUAUAUAUCCACUGAAAAGGUUUCAUGCAAAAUUUAUUGCUUGUAUAAAAGGAAACGAAGCAGAAGUGCUGAUCACGAGUGCCAACUUUCAUGGCGACCAUUUUGAAUAUAGCAACAUGGACAGUGUACAGUUUCAGACGAUGUCAGACGUAGAAUUUAUCUCAAGGUUUCUGGCACCAAUCAAUGCUUCAGUAUUAGAAAAGAAAUAAGGGAACACUGACAUAUCUAAAUACAUAUGACUCUGCUAGAUUAUGUAACUUAACAUGCAUCAUAGAUUUAGAUAUGAUUGUAGGGAAUUAUAUGUUGGAAGUUUGAGUUACCGAUAAUAUUAUUGAAUUGUUUUAGUAUAUAGGUAUGAGGUAGAUGCUAUAAUAACAGUACUUUUUAGGCAUUUGAACUAUACUGAAAAAUAUUCCAUUC
Molecule: messenger RNA, 1554 nt
Organism: Ruditapes philippinarum (Manila clam)
Lineage: Eukaryota; Metazoa; Mollusca; Bivalvia; Venerida; Veneridae
Exons: 6
Coding region: 114-1343 (409 amino acids)
Source: RefSeq, a predicted model, not a curated record